AUGCCACAAAAAAGCACAGAGGACUCCCUCUACGAUCUAGUAAAAGUGCUGAAACAACAUAUAAUAGGAAAGCGAAUAGCUAUACUGAUCUCACUGGACGUAGAGGGAGCCUUUGACAACGCUUGGUGGCCAAAAAUGAAGGCUGAGAUAGCAGCAAGAAAGUGCCCUGGUAACCUACAAAGGGUUUUGAGCUCUUAUUUGGAAGGCAGGAGUAUACAAAUUAAUUAUGCCGGUGAAGUAUUGGAGAAAACUCAAACACGCGGAUGUGUGCAAGGCUCUAUUGCCGGACCGACUUUAUGGAACGUUAUACUUGACCCACUCAUUAGACACUUCACGCAAUCAAACGACGUUCACUGCCAAGCUUUCGCCGAUGACGUAGUGCUCGUGAUAGCCGGGGAAAAAUUGACAGAACUAACUCAAAUAACUGAUAAAGCGCUAGACUGGGUCCACAAGUGGGGUCUAGAAAACAAGCUGAACUUCUCGCCGGCAAAAACGAACGCUAUGAUUCUGACGCGAAAGCAUAUCGACAAAAAAGGCAUCCAACUCAAAAUGAACGGCACUGUGAUCCCGAUAGUUAAAGACUUCAAACUGCUUGGUAUACAACUCGACGACGGGCUGACAUUCAACAAUCACGUGACCCUUAUGUGCAAAAAGCUGGUAACCUUUUACCAACGAUUAGAAAGAGCUGCACGGGUUACGUGGGGGUUGAAUCCCAGUGUCCAGAAAACAAUAUACCAAGCAGUUGUCGAACCAAUAGCACUAUACGCUGCAAGUGUGUGGGCGCCUGCAACAGAAAAACUGGAAAUCUGUAAAAAAUUGAAAGCUACACAAAGAGGAUUUGCGCGACGUAUAUGUAAGGCUUACAGGACAGUUGCAUUGCUACCCGCCCUCGCUGUUGCAGGCUUGCUCCCACUGGACUUGAGAGUUCAAGAAGCUGCCCGUCUUUACUGCAUAAAAAGAGGAAGCCCUCUAUUGCAGCUGCCAGACAGAGAAUACGAGGCUCGGGUGCCAUAUACAAAUACUCCUCAUCCUGUGGACCUGGCCCCGCUUACCUUUGAAAAGGUCGAAGACCUGUCAGAGGAAACCGUGGCCAAAUACCAAAUUGAAGGGCUUCGUAUUUUCACAGACGGCAGUAAAAUAGAGGGAAAGGUCGGUGCGGCAAUAACUGCGUGGAGAAAUGACGAAGAAAUAAGACAGUGCACUUUCCGGUUGGAAACCUACUGCAGUGUGUUCCAGUCGGAGCUUCUCGCGAUUCUGAAGGCAGGCGAAUUGGCAGCAAAAUUAAAAGACACUACAAUUAACAUCUUUAGUGACAGCAUGUCAUCACUACAAGCUAUAGAGAAUCAGACGUGCCUCCACCCGCUUGUCUUCCGAAUCAGGGAGCAAAUAUAUGCACUGCAAAAAAGCGGAACAACCGUACGGCUAUUCUGGUUGAGAGCUCACUGUGGCACGGUGGGCAACGAACGGGCUGAUGAAUUAGCUAAAUAUGCAGCUCUUCGGAAGAAAACAAAAGCUGCGUAUGAUUUGUUUCCAACCUCAUACGCCAAGCGGACCAUCAGGGAGGAAACGCUGUAUAAAUGGUCAAAAAUAUAUAAAGAGUUAACAAAAGAAAAGCAAAUAGCAGAUUUCCUCCCUGAUGCAACGUCGGCGUAUAGGUUGAAGAGCUUGGGUGAGGAGAUACCCCCUUGCCUCACCCCGCACUCCAACCUGUAUGGAUCCGAAUAUGCGUUUGACCAUCUCACCACGUUGACCUGGUUAAUAUACCAGAACUUAAAGAGGCGGUAA
Molecule: messenger RNA, 1785 nt
Organism: Cydia splendana
Lineage: Eukaryota; Metazoa; Arthropoda; Insecta; Lepidoptera; Tortricidae
Exons: 2
Coding region: 1-1785 (594 amino acids)
Molecular function (GO): RNA-DNA hybrid ribonuclease activity; nucleic acid binding
Source: RefSeq, a predicted model, not a curated record